AUGCUACACGGUGCAAUACUGUCCAAGGUCAUUUUCUGGUACAAGGUCGCUGUUACGGCUCGUUACGAGACAGAAGGCGUUGUGUUGAGACCGAUCAAGAUUCAACUAGGAAUGUUGGACCUUGAUGAUGAAGAUCAAGCAACACUGCAGAGGACUGUCUUGAUAAGAGAGUUGAGCAAAGCAGAAGCAGUCAUGGAGACCUUUGAAUCUUCUUAUAACGCAAAGGGCGAAACGGCAAGUUGGAAUGCCUCUGCGGUGAGGAAUAUGACGGAAGAGUUGCAGGAUAUUAUUUGGAAGAUUAAGAACGGACACGGGGACUUGACGUAG
Messenger RNA from Fusarium graminearum PH-1, 327 nucleotides. RefSeq lists its product as uncharacterized. The transcript has a single exon. NCBI's taxonomy places the organism in Eukaryota, Fungi, Ascomycota, Sordariomycetes, Hypocreales, Nectriaceae. The record is from RefSeq and is a predicted model, not a curated record. The coding region runs from base 1 to 327 and encodes 108 amino acids.